UUGAGUCACAGAAUGGGUUACAAGCAGAAGGCAGAAGGGACUCAGAAUUGGGGAAGCUAGUUUCCCACUGACCUUGGGGACAGCUGUCAGCGUGGGAGACCGGACUUGGGCCUCAGGAAACACCUGCCAGGUUGGAUGGGAGGGAUGCUGUGGCCUCUCCCCACCCCGCCCCCUAGCCACCUUCCUCACAAUGGGCUUCAUUGCUGAGGUGGGAGGGGCAUCCUAGGAAGGGUCCCACUGGUGGCCUGCCUGUCAGACAGCCUCAGGGAACCUGCCCUUUCAAGCAUGAACCAGACCAUCCAGGCUCCCUCACUCCCAGUGUGCUCUUAGCUCUGCCUGCCUGGCUUAGGGUCCUGGAGGCCAUCUUGGAGCUCAUCCAGCAACCAUCAUGCAAGGUGGUGCUGGGGGCUGCCCUCUUACUCGGAGGUGGAGGCCUCAUGCUGUGGAUGCAGAGGAAGAAGAGACGGAAGACAUUCCUUGUGUCCUCACAGGAAGAGCAGGAGCCACCAGAAGGUCACAGAGCAAAGAAUGAGAACUGGAUUAAAUCGCACUUUAGCUGCCUUUCUGAGGAGAAGCUGGCCUCCUGCAGCAGCAGCACCACGCCUCCCCCUGAGAGCGGCAGCGGGAAGGCCAGCACCACGGUGCAUGUGGAGACCGUCACCACCAGGCAAGGCGAGGUGGGCACAGCCGUGCACCGGGAGGCCUUCACCACCAAGCAGAGGUUGUCUGGCUCCUCGGUGACCAAAGAGACCCACAGGGAGUCAGGAAAAUCCUCGUCCACGGACGCAGCCACGUGGGCUGCUGUGGCUGCCUGCACCAAGGAGAUUGACAACCUGGGACAGCAACUGGCUAACUCCAUGUUGCAGCGCGCUAUGACGUACCAGAACUCAGGCCACCUGGAGUCCAAAGACAUCAACCAGGAGGAGCUGAAGGCCCUUGAGGAGGUGGAGUUGAAGCUGAAGGGGAACUUCCUCAUGCAGCGAGACACCACAGUAGCUGGCCUGAACCACACGCACACUUUCCAUGGCCAUGGUCCCCAUGGCCACCAGGCUUAUCAGAGCCACCAGAGCCACAGUCUGCCCAACCGUAGCCAGCAGACCUACCACCCCUUUGAAGCCACCUAACCACAGAUGGAGAUCCCCUUCCCCCGACAGGGCUGGCACACGACUGCAGGCCUAUUUUCUCUCCUGUGGGGCACCCUGUGUGGCCCAGGGUUAGAGGCUGCCACCCAAACCCCUUUCUCCUCAGCCCCCCACAGAGCUCCUGGGCCCCUUCGAGUCUCUGAGGGUCUGCUGCAGAGAAUGGCUCCUGAUGGAGGGGAAGAUGGAAGGAAAGGAAGCAGCUGAGACACACUCAGCGGGCCCCUGAAGACCCACUGAGAGAAGAUAGGCGAGGCAGAUCCCAGGAGAAGCUGAGAGCCCCAGACUGGCGCCAGAUGCCUGGAACUGAGCCAAUAAAGCCUUGUAUGCCCUCAUUCUGAGUUGGGGGUCUCUGUGGCCAGCCUCAGGACUGGGCGGGGAUACGGGGAGAGGCUUCCUACUCCCACAGUCGUCUUCAUGAGGCCCUUGGCCUGGGCUUUUUGCUGGGCUGAUUCAAGACUCCAUAAAUCAGCUUCCCCGGGUCUCAGGUUCUGGGGAUGAGACGUCUCCUGUGAGCUCAGCACCCACCAGCCCAUUGGUGGCCAGGGAAGGAGGGAGCAGCCAGGUGUCAGGAGGUGGGGAGAGAGACAGGCUUUCAGGAGCUAGUAAGCAAGGUGGGCUGUGGGUCUCUUGUCUUCUUGGUGUCAUCUUCACCUUGUCUACUGCUGCUCAAGUCCUGCACUGGAGGGCUCUCUCCCUGCUUUCCGGGGCCACUGGGAUCCCCAUGAGUGCCUUCCCCUGCCUACCUUCAGAGCUGUUGUGCCGUAUACUCUGUCUUGCUCAUCGUACUAUGGCUGUGGCUGUGGCUGCUGCUAGCACUAACUGGGAGUAUUACUAGUACUACCAGCAGCUCCCU
This is a messenger RNA of Lontra canadensis (Northern American river otter), 1995 nucleotides long. RefSeq names its product chromosome unknown C10orf62 homolog (gene CUNH10orf62). NCBI's taxonomy places the organism in Eukaryota, Metazoa, Chordata, Mammalia, Carnivora, Mustelidae. The transcript has a single exon. The coding region runs from base 438 to 1124 and encodes 228 amino acids. The record is from RefSeq and is a predicted model, not a curated record.